AUCGAUGACGUCAUUAUAAUACAAUGCCGGGUCCUUCAUGUACGUAGACACUGUGUAGCAACCACAGUGCUACAUCUUGUUGUAUGGCGUCCGGUUGUGUAUCUUCACAUUGCACUGCAGAGAUGCCCACAAGCGCCUGCAAAUCAUCACCAUCAGACGACAACCGCAACUCACUCGAUCUAGAAAGUGUGUGUGCAACAGCAUCAGCCCUUGCAGACAUCUAUAUCAACGAGCUACUCAACGAGUCUGCUCCAGACGCUGCAGCAUGUGCACGACCUCGUUUUGCGAGGAAAUUCGUGAGAUUGACUCGAGAGGUGGAGAUGCGGCACAAGAGAGAGUAUGAGGACAUGUGCAAGGGUCUGAUGAUCAACUCACAGACUGUCUAUCCGAUUUUUACACAGAUAAGUGGAGAGUUGUUCAAGAGUGGCGUCAACUGGGGACGCUUGUUGGGCUUGUAUGCAUUUGCUGGCGCUCUGUGUCGUGUAUGCAAUAGCAAUGGAAUGUCAAGUAUGGUGGCUGAGAUAAAGAUAUGGCUUGUUGCGUAUGUUAGAGGGAAUUUGGCGACGUGGAUUAUUGAUCAUGGAGGAUGGCCGGGAUUCGACGCGCAUUUCAAACUGACACAAGAGGAGAACACGUGGUUUUCUAAAAGUCGACUGAAAGUCUUAGGACUUACCGUACUCAGCGCUAUCACACUGUAUCUAGCAACAAAAGACUAACUUAAUAUUUUCAAAUUUUAUAAUCCUGUCAAAUAUGUAUAUUUAGUCAAUAAAUGCGUUGGAUCAUUUUGUCAAAA
Corticium candelabrum is the source of this 793-nucleotide messenger RNA. RefSeq names its product bcl-2-like protein 1. Gene Ontology annotation, biological process: extrinsic apoptotic signaling pathway in absence of ligand; intrinsic apoptotic signaling pathway in response to DNA damage; regulation of apoptotic process. Gene Ontology annotation, molecular function: protein heterodimerization activity; protein homodimerization activity. Gene Ontology annotation, cellular component: mitochondrial outer membrane. The record is from RefSeq and is a predicted model, not a curated record. NCBI's taxonomy places the organism in Eukaryota, Metazoa, Porifera, Homoscleromorpha, Homosclerophorida, Plakinidae. The transcript has 2 exons. Bases 84 to 716 code for a protein of 210 amino acids.